AUUCCUGCAGACCUGACACAUAAUUGGAAGUAGAUAUUGAAUGAAUGAAAUGCCUCAGCAAAUCCUAUUGGCUGCCUUCAAAAUAUAUCCAGGAUCCAACAACUUGAUAGCACUUUCACCACUACCACCUGUUCCAGGCCACCAUCUCUCCAGGCCACCAUCUCUUAUAUGGAUUAUUGUACCAGUCUCUUGCUUGUAUCCUGUUCCCUUCCAGGCUUAACACAGUGGCCAGUGAUACUGUUAAAAUGUGACAAGUCAGAAACUCUUCAAAUGAUUUUCACCUCAUUCAGAGUUAAAACUAAAAUGUUUGUUUACAUUGUGUUACAUAGCCCUACACUCUACUCAUAAUACUCAGUAUUUAUUUCUGAUUUUCUUCAUUUAUUCUGCUCCAGUCAUACUGUUGGCCUUGCUAUUCCUCCCUCAAACACACCAUUCCUGCUUCAGCCUCUUUGUAUUUGUCUUUUCCUUUGCUUGGAAGUCUUUCCCCCAGAUAUGAAUAGGGCUUCCUGCCUCUGCCUCUUUUAAAUCUUUGUUCUAAUCUUCACCUUCUUGGUGAGGCCUAAUCGCUGUAUUUAAAAUAAACUACUCCAUAGCUCUCUUCCCUAAUUUAUUUUUCUACAAAGUACAUACCAUCUUUCAAUGUAUUAUAAUUUAUUUUGUUUAUCAUCUAUAGGUAACAGAUAAGCUUUGCUUAUGAUUAUAAAAAUUAAUUCUCAAUCAGUUUCACAUAGCAAAACACAUAAACCUGUGUUGAAAUAAGUAGUUGGUAAUCUCCUUUUAGGCUGCUUAAAGUGGACAUUAGUAUUUAUCAAAGAUGAGAAAUGUUUUCUGAUUUUCCAUGAGAGACCAAUUUUUUUUAUUUUUGUUUUGAAAUGGAGUCUCACUCUGUCACCCAGGUUGGAGUGCAGUGGCGCGGUCCCAGCUCACUGCAACCUCUGCCUCCCAGGUUUAAGCAAUUCUCCUGCCUCAGUCUCCCAAGUGCUGGGACUACGGGCGCCUACCACCAUGCCUGGCUAAUUUUUGUAUUUUUAAUAGAGACGGGCUUUCACCAUGUUGGCCAGUCUGGCCUCGAACUCCUGACCUUGUGAUCCGCCCGCCUCAGCCUCCCAAAGUGCUGGGAUUACAGAUGUGAGCCACUGCGCCCAGGAGAGGCCAAUUAUCUUAAAGGAAUAUCCAUAAAAAUUAGCCGUUAACUGGUAUUUUUGCCUUCACCUUUGAAGUCCAGCCUAUCAACAAGCAAGUUUUGGCAGCUCCAAAUAAAGGGGAAUAUGUUAUGGAAAAAUUUGAAGUGAAUGGAAUGGGUAUAUUGGCAUAAACGAAAAUUAAAUAUAUCUGGUUACCUCUACAGAAUGAAUCACACAUUUAAAAACCAUAAAAUAUAACUUAAAUACCAGGAAUAUAGAGUUUUACUUUUUUUUUUUUUUAGACGGAGUCUUACUCUGUCGUUCAGGUUGGAGUGCAGUGGCGUGACCUCGGCUCACUGCAACAUCUGCCUCCCAGGUUCAAGCAAUUCUCCUUCCUCACCUUCCAGAGUAGCUGGGAUUACAGACUGCUGCAGUAAGAAUGUCUUUUCCCCCUCAUUUGAAUCGCCCUCCCAUGGGAAUCCCAGCACUCCCACCAGGGAUCCCACCCCCGCAGUUUCCAGGAUUUCCUCCACCUGUACCUCCAGGGACCCCAAUGAUUCCUGUACCAAUGAGCAUUAUGGCUCCUGCUCCAACUGUCUUAGUACCCACUGUGUCUAUGGUUGGAAAGCAUUUGGGCGCAAGAAAGGAUCAUCCAGGCUUAAAGGCUAAAGAAAAUGAUGAAAAUUGUGGUCCUACUACUACUGUUUUUGUUGGCAACAUUUCCGAGAAAGCUUCAGACAUGCUCAUAAGACAACUCUUAGCUAAAUGUGGUUUGGUUUUGAGCUGGAAGAGAGUACAAGGUGCUUCCGGAAAGCUUCAAGCCUUCGGAUUCUGUGAGUACAAGGAGCCAGAAUCUACCCUCCGUGCACUCAGAUUAUUACAUGACCUGCAAAUUGGAGAGAAAAAGCUACUCGUUAAAGUUGAUGCAAAGACAAAAGCACAGCUGGAUGAAUGGAAAGCAAAGAAGAAAGCUUCUAAUGGGAAUGCAAGGCCAGAAACUGUCACUAAUGACGAUGAAGAAGCCUUGGAUGAAGAAACAAAGAGGAGAGAUCAGAUGAUUAAAGGGGCUAUUGAAGUUUUAAUUCGUGAAUACUCCAGUGAGCUAAAUGCCCCCUCACAGGAAUCUGAUUCUCACCCCAGGAAGAAGAAGAAGGAAAAGAAGGAGGACAUUUUCCGCAGAUUUCCAGUGGCCCCACUGAUCCCUUAUCCACUCAUCACUAAGGAGGACAUAAAUGCUAUAGAAAUGGAAGAAGACAAAAGAGACCUGAUAUCUCGAGAGAUCAGCAAAUUCAGAGACACACAUAAGAAACUGGAAGAAGAGAAAGGCAAAAAGGAAAAAGAAAGACAGGAAAUUGAGAAAGAACGGAGAGAAAGAGAGAGGGAGCGUGAAAGGGAACGAGAAAGGCGAGAACGGGAACGAGAAAGGGAAAGAGAACGUGAACGAGAAAAGGAGAAAGAACGGGAGCGGGAACGAGAACGGGAUAGGGACCGUGACCGGACAAAAGAGAGAGACCGAGAUCGGGAUCGAGAGAGAGAUCGUGACCGGGAUAGAGAAAGGAGCUCAGAUCGUAAUAAGGAUCGCAGUCGAUCAAGAGAAAAAAGCAGAGAUCGUGAAAGGGAACGAGAGCGGGAAAGAGAGAGAGAGAGAGAACGAGAGCGAGAACGAGAACGGGAGCGAGAGAGAGAGCGAGAGAGGGAACGGGAGCGAGAAAGAGAAAAAGACAAAAAACGGGACCGAGAAGAAGAUGAAGAAGAUGCAUAUGAACGAAGAAAACUUGAAAGAAAACUCCGAGAGAAAGAAGCUGCUUAUCAAGAGCGCCUUAAGAAUUGGGAAAUCAGAGAACGAAAGAAAACCCGGGAAUAUGAGAAAGAAGCUGAAAGAGAAGAAGAAAGAAGAAGAGAAAUGGCCAAAGAAGCUAAACGACUAAAAGAAUUCUUAGAAGACUAUGAUGAUGAUAGAGAUGACCCCAAAUAUUACAGAGGAAGUGCUCUUCAGAAAAGGUUGCGUGAUAGAGAAAAGGAAAUGGAAGCAGAUGAACGAGAUAGGAAGAGAGAGAAGGAGGAGCUUGAGGAAAUCAGGCAGCGCCUUCUGGCAGAAGGGCAUCCAGAUCCAGAUGCAGAGCUCCAGAGGAUGGAACAAGAGGCUGAGAGGCGCAGGCAGCCACAAAUAAAGCAAGAGCCAGAAUCAGAAGAGGAGGAAGAAGAAAAGCAAGAAAAAGAAGAAAAACGAGAAGAACCCAUGGAAGAGGAAGAGGAGCCAGAGCAAAAGCCUUGUCUGAAACCUACUCUGAGGCCCAUCAGCUCUGCUCCAUCUGUUUCCUCUGCCAGUGGCAAUGCAACACCUAACACUCCUGGGGAUGAGUCUCCCUGUGGUAUUAUUAUUCCUCAUGAAAACUCACCAGAUCAACAGCAACCUGAGGAGCAUAGGCCAAAAAUAGGACUAAGUCUUAAACUGGGUGCUUCCAAUAGUCCUGGUCAGCCUAAUUCUGUGAAGAGAAAGAAACUACCUGUAGAUAGUGUCUUUAACAAAUUUGAGGAUGAAGACAGUGAUGACGUACCCCGAAAAAGGAAACUGGUUCCCUUGGAUUAUGGUGAAGAUGAUAAAAAUGCAACCAAAGGCACUGUAAACACUGAAGAAAAGCGUAAACACAUUAAGAGUCUCAUUGAGAAAAUCCCUACAGCCAAACCUGAGCUCUUCGCUUAUCCCCUGGAUUGGUCUAUUGUGGAUUCUAUACUGAUGGAACGUCGAAUUAGACCAUGGAUUAAUAAGAAAAUCAUAGAAUAUAUAGGUGAAGAAGAAGCUACAUUAGUUGAUUUUGUUUGUUCUAAGGUUAUGGCUCAUAGUUCACCCCAGAGCAUUUUAGAUGAUGUUGCCAUGGUACUUGAUGAAGAAGCAGAAGUUUUUAUAGUCAAAAUGUGGAGAUUAUUGAUAUAUGAAACAGAAGCCAAGAAAAUUGGUCUUGUGAAGUAAAACUUUUUAUAUUUAGAGUUCCAUUUCAGAUUUCUUCUUCGCCAACCUUUUAAGGACUUUGAAUUUUUCUUUGUCUUUGAAGACAUUGUGAGAUCUGUAAUUUUUUUUUUAUUGUAGAAAAUGUGAAUUUUUUGGUCCUCUAAUUUGUUGUUGCCCUGUGUACUCCCUUGGUUGUAAAGUCAUCUGAAUCCUUGGUUCUCUUUAUACUCACCAGGUACAAAUUAUUGGUAUGUUUUAUAAGCCGCAGCUACUGUACACAGCCUAUCUGAUAUAAUCUUGUUCUGCUGAUUUGUUUCUUGUAAAUAUUAAAACGACUCCCCAGUUAUUUUGCAGAAUUGCACUUAAUAUUGAAAUGUACUGUAUAGGAACCAACAUGAACAAUUUUAAUUGAAAACACCAAUCAUAAACUAUUACCACCCCCACUCUCUUUUGAUCAGAAAUGGCAAGCCCUUGUGAAGGCAUGGAGUUUAAAAUUGGAAUGCAAAAAUUAGCAGACAAUCCAUUCCUACUGUAUUUCUGUAUGAAUGUGUUUGUGAAUGUAUGUGUAAAAGUCUUUCUUUUCCCUAAUUUGCUUUGGUGGGGUCCUUAAAACAUUUCCCAACUAAAGAAUAGAAUUGUAAAGGAAAAGUGGUACUGUUCCAACCUGAAAUGUCUGUUAUAAUUAGGUUAUUAGUUUCCCAGAGCAUGGUAUUCUCGUGUCGUGAGCAAUGGUCUGCUAACUGGAUGCGGUUUUCUCAUUAAUAAGCUGGCUGCUUCAGCUUCUCUUUUAAAGGAAUGUGGAUCAUAGUGAUUUUUCCUUUUAAUUUUAUUGCUCAGAAAUGAGGCAUAUCCUAAAAAUCCUGGAGAGCUGUAUUUAAUGCAUUUUUGCACUAAUUGGUCCUUAGUUUAAUUCUAUUGUAUCCGUUUAUUUAACAAAAAAUUCAUCAUACCAAAAAGUAUAAGUGAAAACCCCCUUUAAAACAAAACAAAAAAAUGAAAUAAAAUUAGGCAAAUUGACAGACAGUGAGAGUUUUGCAAACAUGAUAGGUAUUCUGCUCGGCAAUUUGUAAGUUUACAUCUUAUUUAAGGAUAAAGGUAAAUCAUUCAAGGCAGUUACCAACCACUAACUUUUUGUUUUCAUUUUUGUCUUGUAGAAGGUUUAUAUCUUGUUUUACCUUGGCUCAUUAGUGUUUAAAAAUGUACUGAUGAUGUGCUUAGAGAAAUUCCUGGAGCUUUCUUCGUUGUAGAUCAGAAUUUCACCAGGGAGUAAAAUUACCUGAAAACAUAAGAAGUUUUAAACAGCUUUUCACACAAAUUAGAUGCAACUGUUCCCAUGUCUGAGUACUUAUUUAAAAGAAAGGUAAAGAUUGGCCUGUUAGAAAAGCAUAAUGUGAGCUUUGGAUUACUGGAUUUUUUUUUUUUUUAAACACACCUCGAGAGGACAUUUGAAAACACUGUUCUUACCCUCGAACCCUGAUGUGGUUCCAUUAUGUAAAUAUUUCAAAUAUUAAAAAUGUAUAUAUUUGAUCCUGGGGACUCAUAUUCUUUCAGAAUCAUGUAAAUAAAUGGCAUCAUGUUGUAAUUGUGUGGUGCAUACUAGAAAAGUUAAAAAUAUGGGCUGAAUUUUUUAUGGACUUGAUUUUUAUGACUAUUGGUAUCUAAAGGUCAAGGAAGCCAUUUACAUUAUUUUGGAUGAAUCUACUAUACAUCUAUGGAAAUGCCUCUUUUUAUUAUUUUAAAUUCUGGUUUCUCAACGGAAAAUUUCAGAAAAGAUGCCCCUUGCCAUUUUCGUUAAUUUUUCAGUCUUGUCUUAGACACACCCCCAGCCUAAGACCUUGUUCGAGCAGUUUAUUGUGUCUGUCUUUUCGUAACAUACUGCACAGUUCUUAAGCAUCAUAUUGUGUUGUUUUUAUUUAGCCACUAUUAACGUGAAGGUUUAUUCAGGUAGAUUUGAUUUCCUUUGCUUGGUUUCUUCUCCUGCUCUGUCAACUGUUCUUAUCUUAAAGGGCCACUCUAAAAACAAGGGAGAUGUCGUAAUCUGAAACCUUUGGGGAGAUGUACUCUGUACUGCAUAACAUCUCCAGUGAGGUUUGUGACAGGACCUCAACUAAAUAUAUGAAUUUGUGCAAGUUCAUAUAUUAAAGUUUCUGCAGCAGAGUGAAAAUUGUUACAGUAAAUGUGGUAGAAACUGUUAAUCGCUUAAUGCCAGUUUAAAUCAUGUUUUGUAACCAAGCUUCAGUAAAAGCCUUUAGAUUGUCA
Messenger RNA from Gorilla gorilla gorilla (western lowland gorilla), 6333 nucleotides. RefSeq names its product RNA binding motif protein 25 (gene RBM25). The record is from RefSeq and is a predicted model, not a curated record. Gene Ontology annotation, cellular component: spliceosomal complex. Gene Ontology annotation, molecular function: mRNA binding. The transcript is spliced from 20 exons. The coding region runs from base 1564 to 4095 and encodes 843 amino acids. Lineage: Eukaryota; Metazoa; Chordata; Mammalia; Primates; Hominidae. Gene Ontology annotation, biological process: regulation of alternative mRNA splicing, via spliceosome.